This is a messenger RNA of Gasterosteus aculeatus aculeatus (three-spined stickleback), 2616 nucleotides long. RefSeq names its product cornifelin homolog A. NCBI's taxonomy places the organism in Eukaryota, Metazoa, Chordata, Actinopteri, Perciformes, Gasterosteidae. The record is from RefSeq and is a predicted model, not a curated record.
AUGGAAUACCAUUAGAAAAUUGUUUUAGAGUUGUUUUAGAUUUGACUCAGCACCGCGUAACGGUCCCCAAUAGAAUCAGGACGUAUCAUCCAUUUUUGUGGCAUGUGUUUUCAUUAUUAAAAGGAUUAUAUGACUUUAGACCAUGAAUUUAGACCACAUGGAACUCUUAAAAAAUAAAAUGAUAAUGCAGUAUGUUUAAAAUGUAAUGUCUGAUAUAGCCUCUUCUGGAUGGAAAUUAGUAAUUGAUAUAGAAACAUUGUAGCAUUUAAAGAAAGGCACGGAGCCACGUGUCUCUUUCAUUUUAUCACACUGACUUCUCUCUGACCUUAGUGAGGCCAGACAGAGGAGUUGUACACUUCAAUGCUAGAGUAAUGUACACUUUGUAUCACAAUGACGUCUGAGAUUUAGAAGGAUGCGUGACAGUCAGAACAAUCUGAUGUCUGACUGCCGAAGGUAUUGACACAAGUCAGACCUGAUAGACCGGUAAGUGACAUGCGGCCUGUGCUGUGCUGUCACGUUCACCGCUCUGCAGCCAGCCUAUAAGAUGUAACACGGCCCUGAAAAUCCAUCCGGGAAUGCCGCUCACAGCGAGGUAAGACAACCUACUGAGUUCUUGUGUUGUAUCCAAAAUUGUGUUUUUCUUUUCUUAGCAAAGAAGAAGACUAGAACUGAUAAUAACUUACCUAUUGAAACGAAUGUCUCACCUGAGCAGUGUUUUCCAAGGCUCUGACUUCAGGUGGAGGAUUGUGUGACCUUGGAGCUGUAAAGGUAGUCUGCAACCUGCCUAGAAUUUGGUAGCAGGACUACAGACCUGUCUGUUCACCUUGUUACCGGAAAGGUAAAAGAUAAGCUUCAGUCAUGUCUGAAACCGUCCGCCAGCCAAGGCCCUUUAUCUCAACCAGCGUAUCCAACCAGUGGACGUCUGGCAUCUGUGAUUGCUUCCAAGACUUGCCGCAGUGCUGCCUUGCCUUUUGGUGUCUUCCAUGCUUCGCCUGCAUGACAACCCAUGAGGUCGGGGAGUGUUUGUGUUUACCUCUGCUGGACGCUUUUGGACUCAUCCCUCCUAUAACCACAGCACUCAGGGUGUCAGUGCGCCAACGCUAUGGCAUUGAGGGUACACUCUGUAAGGACUGUGUGUACUCCUGUUGCUGCGGGCCCUGCACCUGGUGUCAAAUCGCGAGAGAGAUCAAGACAAGGAAGAAUCCCAUAACCUUCGUCAACAUGGCCGUCCGAUAAGAACAAACUGCUGAAGCCGCCACAGCAUCAUCGUUGCGUGGGAGCCGUUGCUGAUUCAAGCAUGUCUGCCUCUGUGGAAUGUCACUGAGCAUCUGGUUGAUGUAUUACCUGAUGAGGGAAAGAAAAGAGAAGCACACACUCCACCUUUGUGACGUCCAUUGACAGAUAUUAACGAGAAAGUAACGGUGACAGAUUUGCUUUAAACUGAACUGUGUUGUAUAAAGUUUUUUGGGGUUACUGAAAUUGCACACAGAUUCCACACAGAAAUCUUUACAAUGUAGUAUGUCUUUGAUCCUUGUGAUUGUAAUCUUUACAAAGUAUAUAUAUAUAUAUAUAUAUAUAUAUAUAUAUAUAUAUAUAUGUAUAUAUAUGGGUUCAUUUUCACUUGUUAUAUGAAAAGACCAAGAUGACCAAGAACUCUUCAUAAUAUAUAAUUGCGUGGGUCUGAGGGUGACAGUGUUGAACUCUUGGUCCAGAUGAAGAUUGCUCUAUAACUGCUGAAUGAAAAUGGUGGUAGAGAAAUUUAUGGUUCCCAGAGAUUGGUUCAUUCUGGCAUUGGUGAACUUCUAUCUUCUCCUUCAGCACAAGGUUGCAAAUGAUUACCUACAUAACAAUUAACAUUCCCAUAAUUCUCAGCUGAAUGUCUACUUUGUUUCUGGUGUGUUAAGUGAUUUAAACCUGGAGACACUAGGUCUGAAUUGACAAACAGUUAUUACACAUGUAUAACAUUGAAAUAGUGCACAAUCUCUGGCGAUUGGACUCCAUCCUUAACCGGGAUGAUCAAGGGGCCGUGAUUUUGCACAGCAGAAUCCCUCUGAGUCCAGACACUGGUGGUGAUGGUGAAGGGAAGUGAUAGCUGAUCGCUAAUGGAGGUGCCUGGGGGUGGAGGAGCGUCGCAUCCGGUUCUGUGCUGAAAUUACACCUGACAGCAACAACAGAGAGAACCCUUUAAAAGGUUUGACAGCAACUAUAUGAUUAGUUUAGAGCCACAGCGCCACCUCUGUUGGUUGUAUACACAAUACUGGAAGACCAGCUGAGGCAUCUGUAAGUUACGCGUGGCAUAAAAAGUCUUCCUUCCAGAACUACCGCGUAAGCUCCAUAACAUGCCUGUAGACACAUUUAACUUUUCCUACACACAGAACUUAUUUUCCUACCCUUCAAUAGCAGGUGUGUGAAGAUCACUUUUAUAGUGUAUUACAAAGUGUAAGAACUAACUGUACCAAUUCUAACUGAAAGGAAGUUGUGCAAUAUAGACCAUUAUGGUAAAACAUAGUCAUUUAUUUUCCUAAAUCUUUCUCUCUGCUCCAAUUAUUUAUAUGAAAUGCAACUCCUCUUCAACAGUGCAAUAAAACAGAAGUCCUUCUGAAGUUUGACUCAAUA